GUUAGGGUGCACAUUCCCCACCAGGACAGUGACACAGCCACGCCACAAGGUAAACAAGACUUCUCAAACUUUUCUGAAAUGUCAAACUGAGAUGUUUGCUAUUUUGUUCCUUCAUGCUGCAUGACCUUUUAAAAAAUUGUCAAAAGUUACUUGUGUUAUCAACAAAUUACAACCAAGGCAGCAUGUGUAUGCUUUGACUUAGUAUCUCAGCAUUAAACUGCCCUGAGCCCUACUUCUUUUUACAAUGCUUUGCACUUUGCUGUUUUUUGCACCUUCAGUCUGAUGCUUUAUUGCGGUUGGUUGCCUCCAUCCUUUAAGUGAAAAUAAAGAUGAAUUUCACCUUGUGCUGUGACAUGUGAUUCAUUUAACUGUUGAUGUGAAUCAAUGACAUGGAUUGAUUCAUUUCAUUUGUUUAAGAAACGAUAUACUCAGUGUUUGGGACCUGUAAUAGCUUCUCAUGAUUAUGAAUCAAAGUGUUGCUAACUUGAAGUGAUUUUAUGAGCAAACGAAUAAAGGAAAAACUUUUUACUAUUCUCUGGUAACACAAUGACUCUUCAAAUGUUUAGAUGGAGAAACUCUUGAUUUUCGUUGUGAUGUGCGCAGUGUGUUCUGCAGUACCUCAAGGUAUGUGAACUUUUAUACACAGGCUUGUGUUUACAUAGUUCAAAGUCAUUUCAGACAGAAAGCUUCUGUUUAUUCGAAUCACAGGAAAUUCUUAUUGUUAAACAAUAACUUGUGAUAAAUUCUUUCGGUUUGAUUUCUCCUUUGUACAGAUCUGACGGGCAAAGUUUUCGUGUUUCCCAAAGAGACAGGCACAGACCAUGUGAAGCUUUUGACCUCAAUGACUCUGUUCAACUCUGCGACUGUCUGUAUGAGGUAAAAAAAAAAAAAACUGUUACAUCAUUAUCCUCUCCUGCUUCAGAAAAAUAAAGAAUUUCCCAGCUAACAACACCUGGCAUGUCUGUUCAGAUUCAAGACAGAUCUCUCCAGGAACUACGGCCUCUUCUCCCUAGCAACACCAUCCUUCAACAAUGACUUUGUCCUCUUUAAGCCCAGUACAGGGGGCGUGAUCAGGAUGCAUGCUCUUGAUGGAGGCACUGACUUCCUGUCAUUGUCUUUUCCACCAAACACGUGGCACUCCAUGUGUGCCACCUGGAACUCUGGGAAUGGCCUGAGUCAGCUGUGGGUGAAUGGCAAGCCAAGUAUCAAGAGGUUUAUCAAAACUGGACCCAUCAAAGGGGCUCCCAUCACCAUCCUGGGCCAAGAGCAAGACUCCUACGGUGGAGGUUUUGAUGCAACUCAGUCGUUCCUAGGUAUGAUUACCAAAGUCCAUAUGUGGAACUACGUGCUCUCUAAUGAAGAGAUCCAACGGUAUGUGAAGAACGAACAGUUCACUCCGGGUAACGUGUUCAACUGGAGAGCCCUGGAUUUUCAGAUCACAGGAGCUGUUUAUGUGGAAGAUGAAUGAAGUCAUGCAUCAAUGUUGAACCAUGAAUGAUGGAGCAUUCUCAAUCAAAGUGUUUCAAAUACAUGAUUAAAAUGUCUUCAAACACUGGAGUAUUUUUUCUAUAUCCUUCCUCUCACCAAGUUAAGGGUCGGUUUUGACCCGUGUCUUAAAUCAGCUGUAAAUUACACUAAAAACAAUUCUCUAUCACCCAGUUUGGUUCUCAUCUUUAGGUUACAGUCAUUAUCCAUGAAAAUAUUGCUUGCAUUAUUUUUUGUAGUGGUCCUCUGGGCCUUUCUUUGUCAGUAUACCCCUCAAACAGACUUCUAUACUGAAUUGAUCUCACGUCUGGACAUGCCCAACAGUUUUUGUGCAGGGAAAAACUUCGCAAAAUAAAAUUUUUUCUAAAUCUCA
Messenger RNA from Xyrichtys novacula (pearly razorfish), 1858 nucleotides. The record is from the annotation of a GenBank genome assembly. NCBI's taxonomy places the organism in Eukaryota, Metazoa, Chordata, Actinopteri, Labriformes, Labridae.